This is a messenger RNA of Oncorhynchus keta (chum salmon), 1073 nucleotides long. Its product is annotated as complex I assembly factor ACAD9, mitochondrial-like. The transcript has 7 exons. NCBI's taxonomy places the organism in Eukaryota, Metazoa, Chordata, Actinopteri, Salmoniformes, Salmonidae. The record is from RefSeq and is a predicted model, not a curated record. Gene Ontology annotation, molecular function: flavin adenine dinucleotide binding; acyl-CoA dehydrogenase activity. The annotation marks the transcript as partial.
GUCUACUGUUAGGGCUAUUCGGUAUACUUGGCGCGUCCAUACCCUAACUCCUAACCCUGACCUUAACUCCUAACCGUAUCCUAACCGAAGCCAUAACCCUUACCUAACCUUAACCCUUACCGUAACCGUUUAAAAUGUCUACUUCAACGGGUGACGUCAGUGUCGGAACGUCCCAUGGAUCCCAGAUAGCUUCGACCAUAUUUCAACCUGCUUGUAACCCAUUUUCGGAAGCAGCAGAAGUCUGGUUGAGGUGAAAAUUUGACAGGACAAUGAAUAUCAACAGACUUAUAGCUUUAUCCAAAUCUGUUCAAUUUGGAAAGAUUUUAACAUCUAACGCAAGACAUGCGACGAAAGAAGUCACCUUACCUCACCGGACCAUUAGAACUCAUGCUAGGAAUCUGGCCUACGCCAAGGACCUGUUCCUUGGCAAAGUAAACAAAGCAGAGUGCUUCCCCUAUCCAGAGAUUGGAAAUGAAGAGCUGGAGGAGAUCAACUCGUUUGUUGCUCCGGUAGAGAAAUUCUUCACUGAAGAGGUGGACUCCAAGCGUAUCGACCAUGAAGCUAAGAUUCCUCCAGAGACUCUGAACGGACUGAAGGAGCUGGGACUGUUCGGUAUCCAGGUGCCUGAGGAGUAUGGUGGCCUGGGUCUGUCCAACACCAUGUAUGCCCGACUAGGAGAGAUCAUCUCUCUGGAUGGAUCCAUAGCAGUUACACUGGCUGCCCACCAAGCCAUCGGACUCAAGGGGAUCCUGAUAGCCGGUAGUGAGGAGCAGAAGGCUAAAUAUCUCCCCAAGCUGGCUUCAGGAGAACAUGUAGCAGCCUUCUGUCUCACUGAGCCUGGCAGUGGGAGUGAUGCUGCGUCCAUUCAGACCAAAGCCACCCUAUCAGAAGACAGGAAAACAUACCUGCUCAAUGGGUCAAAGAUCUGGAUCUCAAACGGGGGGUUUGCAGACCUGAUGACGGUGUUUGCUCGUACGGAGGUGGUAGGAGAGGAUGGAGUGAAGAAAGAUAAGAUCACUGCCUUCAUCGUAGAGCGAGCCUUCGGAGGGAUCACCAGUGGGAAACCAGAAGAU